AUGUCGUCGCCGACGGCCGCGCCGGCGCCGACCACGCCGUCGGCCCCGCCGGCCAACGCGACAACCCCGCCUCCCCCGGCGGCGCCUACCCCUCCCACGCCCACGCCGCCCACGCCGUCCUCGCCGGCCCCUGCCGCGACGCCGCCCCCGGCGGCGCCUACCCCUCCCACACCCACGCCGUCCCCGCCGGCCCCCGCCGCGUCGCCGCCGCCGUCGUCGACCCCCUCCGUCCCGGCGCCCGCGACCCCCGCCGCGUCCCCGCCCGCGCCGUCCUCCACCCCGGCUAUUCCCUCCGCGCCCUCCCCUUCCUCCCCGGGGACGACGCCCGCCACCCCGUCGCCGCCGUCGUCCGGUGGAGGGGGCAGGUCCCCGCCGUCCACGCCGUCGUCCAGCGGAGGGGGUGACCGAUCCCCGCCGUCCUCCCACUCGCCGCCCAAGUCGCACUCGCCGGGGGGCGGCGGCAGCGGCGGCAGCUCCGGGCCGUCCACGUCGCUCGUCGUGGGCGUGGCCGUCGGCGGCCUCGUGCUGCUGCUGCUCGCUAGCUUCAUCUGCCUUUGCUUCCUCCGUAAGAAGCGCCGCCGAGCGCAGCCACCGCCUCAGCACUACGGAUACCCGCCGCCUCCGCCCCCGUACAAGGAGGAUCCAUAUGGUGGAACAUACCAGAGUUGGCAGCAAAAUGCGCCUCCUCCUCCACCCCCUGAACAUGUGGUCAAGAUGCACCCAUCGCCUCCGCCAGCAUAUGCCAAUCGUCCUCCACAGCCGCCGCCACCGCCACCACCAGCGAUGCUAAAUAGUAGUGGUGGAUCUGGUUCUAACUACUCUGGUGGCGAGAUCCUACCUCCACCAUCCCCUGGUGCUGCUCUCGGCUUCUCCUCGAAGAGCACAUUCACAUACGAAGAAUUGUUGAGGGCAACUGAUGGAUUCUCUGAUUCUAAUCUCCUUGGACAAGGUGGUUUUGGGUAUGUUCACAGAGGAUUGCUGCCUAAUGGAAAAGAGAUUGCUGUAAAACAAUUGAAACUUGGAAGUGGCCAGGGAGAGCGUGAGUUCCAGGCUGAGGUUGAGAUUAUCAGCCGAGUACAUCACAAACAUCUUGUGUCUUUGGUUGGCUAUUGCAUUUCUGGAGGCAAGAGGUUGCUUGUCUAUGAGUUUGUCCCCAACAACACAUUGGAAUUCCACUUACACGCGAAAGAUCGACCAACAAUGGAGUGGCCCACUAGAUUAAAGAUCGCUCUGGGUGCUGCCAAGGGUUUAGCAUAUCUUCAUGAAGACUGCCAUCCAAAGAUCAUCCACCGUGACAUAAAGGCAUCUAACAUUCUUCUUGACUUCAAAUUUGAAGCUAUGGUUGCUGACUUUGGACUUGCAAAGUUCACUACUGAUAACAACACCCAUGUUUCGACAAGAGUAAUGGGCACCUUCGGGUAUUUGGCACCUGAGUAUGCAUCUUCUGGCAAGCUCACAGAAAAAUCUGAUGUAUUUUCUUUCGGAGUCAUGCUUCUUGAGCUUAUUACUGGGCGGCGACCAGUUGACACAACCCAAACAUAUAUGGAUGACAGCUUGGUUGACUGGGCAAGGCCAUUACUGAUGAGAGCACUUGAGGAUGGUGAAUAUGAUGCUUUGGUGGAUCCUCGGCUGGGAAAGGACUUCAAUCCUAAUGAGAUGGCAAGAAUGAUAGCCUGUGCGGCUGCAUGUGUACGCCAUUCUGCACGUCGUCGGCCGCGUAUGAGUCAGGUCGUUCGGGCUUUGGAAGGCGAUGUGUCUUUGGAGGACCUUAAUGAAGGUGUUCGGCCUGGUCAUAGCCGCUUCUUUGGGUCAUACAGCAGCUCUGAUUACGAUUCUGGCCAGUACAACGAGGACAUGCAGAAGUUUAGGAAGAUGGCAUUUAACAACAACAACUACACCAGCAGCCAAUACAGCGCGCCAACCAGCGAAUACGGCCAGAUACCGUCUGCGUCAAGCAGCGAGGGCCACCAGACGCAGGAGAUGGAGUCGGGUGCCAUGAAGAAAGGUGGCUACAGCGGCUACAGCUCAGGAUACAGCGGAGCCUCGUGA
Messenger RNA from Miscanthus lutarioriparius, 2049 nucleotides. NCBI's taxonomy places the organism in Eukaryota, Viridiplantae, Streptophyta, Magnoliopsida, Poales, Poaceae. The record is from the annotation of a GenBank genome assembly.